This is a messenger RNA of Dipodomys ordii (Ord's kangaroo rat), 2753 nucleotides long. RefSeq names its product potassium channel tetramerization domain containing 11 (gene Kctd11). Gene Ontology annotation, biological process: positive regulation of neuron differentiation; protein homooligomerization. Bases 771 to 1472 code for a protein of 233 amino acids. The transcript has a single exon. Lineage: Eukaryota; Metazoa; Chordata; Mammalia; Rodentia; Heteromyidae. The record is from RefSeq and is a predicted model, not a curated record.
CCUCAGCAACCGCGGCUAUAACUAGGAAAGGCGGAGGCGCCGGAGUUGGAAGUUCGGAGAGACUCCCAGCUGCUUCCAUCAGAGCCCUGGGACCCUCCCGACUCAGACUGAGCGUGCAUCCUCGGCGCCCAGCCGCUGCAAGGCGAUUGGCCUUGCGCUCCGGUCAGGUCAGCAGCUCUGCCAUCUCCUGGAACCCGCGCCCGGAGCCUGGCCUGGCCUCUUGACUGGUCUCUGGAGCCCAGUGUGGCCUCGCCUACGGCAACUACCACCUGCCUAGAAACUCAGUGGCUAAGCCCUCCCGAGUCUGUUCGGUGCUCGCCACCGUCAUCUGCUGGUUGGAUUCCGGAAACCCACUGUCUAAAGACCACGGAAAAGAAUCGCUGACUGCGCAGAAUCAGAUACGUCUGGACUGAAAACUCCCUUCUCUCUAGCUGUCCUGUGCUCUGUUCAUUUGCUCUCUUAUCUUUGCGGGGAUUUCUGUACCCUGAACGCCCCUAUUACUACCCAGGAAGCUGGGGGUGAAGCUACGAACCGGUUACCUGUACCUGUACCUGGCCUCCCACCCAUCGAAUCUGAAUUGUGAUCACUCCAUUCAAGACACACCGCCAGGAUAUUCUGCCUUUCCUUCUUCCCUGUCUUCUGUACCUCCCAAAAUUUCCCCCCCUCCUGUCCCCUCUUCGCCCCCUUCCUUUGGGGGCCCCGUGACCCUGAAUGUGGGGGGCACGUUAUACUCCACCACUCUGGAGACCCUGACCCGCUUCCCAGACUCCAUGCUAGGGGCAAUGUUUAGAGCUGACACCCCUGUGCCUCCCAAUGUGAACCCCCAAGCAGGCGGCCAAUACUUCAUUGACAGGGAUGGCAAGGCCUUCCGGCACAUCCUCAAUUUCCUGCGGCUCGGCCGACUGGACCUGCCCCGUGGGUAUGGAGAGACAGCCCUUCUGAGGGCUGAGGCUGACUUCUACCAGAUCCAGCCCCUCCUGGAUGCCCUUCGGGAGCUAGAGGCCUCGCAAGGAUCGCCUGCACCCACGGCCGCCCUGCUCCACGCAGAUGUAGACGUCAGCCCCCGCCUGGUGCACUUCUCCGCUCGCCAGGGCCCACACCACUACGAACUGAGCUCCGUCCAGGUGGACACCUUCCGCGCCAACCUCUUCUGCACUGACGCUGAGUGUCUGAGCGCCCUGAGGACCCGAUUUGGUGUGGCCAAUGGAGACAGGGCGGAAGGAGGCCCACAUUUUCAUCUAGAGUGGGCCCCCCGUCCGGCAGAACUCCCAGAAGGAGAGUACGGGAGACUGGGGCUGCAACCCUUGUGGGCUGGGGGACCAGGAGAUCGUCGUCGGGAAGUGGUAGGCACGCCAGGCUUCCUGGAGGAGGUGCUGCGGGUGGCUUUGGAGCAUGGCUUCCGCCUGGACUCUGUCUUCCCGGACCCUGAAGACCUACUCAACUCCAGAUCUUUGCGUUUUGUUCGCCACUGAGGGUGUUGCCCUCCCGUUUUGAUUGUGGGGAGGACAGGGCAUGGGAGAAAGAAGGAAGCCCCUUUCUAGCUCGGGUGUGGGAGCUGUGAAAGUCAGGCGUCCCACUGCACCUGACAGGAGCACAAAUGUGGGUGGGGAUUCCCGAACCCGAGCCUAUGAAAGCGCGCAGUGAUGGUUCAGGGACCUGGAUUGGUGCUUAUCUUGGGGGAUGAAGGCACCAAAGGUUCUCUGGCUUGUUUGUGGCCAAAGCUGGGACCUCUGGUAACCUCCUUGGUUGAAGAUCAGUAUUCAGGGGAUCUAGAAAAGUGAGGCACACUUCUGCCCAAACUAGGCUCAGCAGAACCUGGGAGGGAAACUGAGGUCUGAGGGAGAGGGAAAACUGCAUUCUUCUAUUUGGUCUCCUUGACUGUGGCUUCCUUUCCAGGGCUGGGCGGGCUGGCCAAAGAGAGACCAAAACACUCUGGAACAUAAGAAGGUGGAGUUCUUUGCUGUGUACCGAGCUACUUAUAGACAGGCCUCACCCCACCCAGGUUGAUAUCAGGAGUUAGGAGAAUCCCCAUUGAGCAAGGGGGCUGGAACACUUCUCUGAAAUUCCAAGAGGAGCCAAAGGAUCCUCUCUCGUUCGUUGAGCUGGCCAUAGGAAGGAAGCCUGUGUCUUUUUGUGUCCUGGUCUUAUUUCCUUUAUGUAUAUGUUAUUGUAUCAGCCAAUGUGUGUGACUGAUGCGUGGGUCCCUGGCAUCCUGGAUCACAUCUGUGUUGCUGACUCCUAUGUCUACGUGAUGGUCCUUCUGUGGUUUCUGCAUGUCCAGGCCUGUGUGGGGUUGCCCAGAAACUGUUUGGGCACAGGCAUAUCUGUGGUAUGUCUGUGAAUAGAUGGAGAUUUAGUUUAAUCACAGGGUGUGUGUGUGUGUGUGUAUUUGUGUAUGUGUGCAUUUAUGUGCCCACAUGACCACGUAGGCAGGAGAGGCCUGUCUGGGUUUGAGUCACUAGGAUCUUCCUGGGAGAGGUAAUGGAAGUCACUGGGCUUAGCUGGGCCUCCGAGACCUGUAGGGAACUCUUGGUUGCCGAGGCAACCAUUGGCCUGUUGCUAGGAGAUAGUCAGGGAAGGCCCAAGGCUGCCCUAGGCAGAGACUAGAGAUGAAGAGUUUAGGAGAGUGGGGGAGGAUAUGGGAAGUGAUGGGAUUUCUGGGACCCUGAUUGGCUGGGAUAAACAUGUAUGACUUCUACACUAGGGGGAAUUGCUCAUUAUUUAUCACUGAUGACUUACAAGAAGAAAAAUAA